Molecule: messenger RNA, 3149 nt
Organism: Trichomycterus rosablanca
Lineage: Eukaryota; Metazoa; Chordata; Actinopteri; Siluriformes; Trichomycteridae
Gene: nfxl1
Product: nuclear transcription factor, X-box binding-like 1
Biological process (GO): regulation of DNA-templated transcription
Cellular component (GO): nucleus
Molecular function (GO): DNA-binding transcription factor activity, RNA polymerase II-specific; RNA polymerase II transcription regulatory region sequence-specific DNA binding; zinc ion binding
Source: RefSeq, a predicted model, not a curated record
GUCUGCUCAGCGCGCGAGCCCAUCUGCAGCAGAUUCUUAAGGGAUUGUGAUUUAAACGGCGACUGCCAUGCAGCCCGCUUGGCGACAGCAGGGCAGAGGGCGUGGCCGGGGUCAGGCUCCACAGAGACAGGAGGAUGGAGGAAGAGCGGGGCGAGGAAGAGCAGCUUCUGCUGUCACCACCCUUCCUAAAGCGGAACCGGCUCCUGCGAAAGGUACAACCACGGCUCGACCGCACGUACGUAGACGCGGCUUGAUGCACCAUGUCUCUCCCACAGGCGCGUCCUCCCAGUCCAGAUUCGAGGAGAUUCGGAAGACCAAUCAGGCUGCAGCUCAGAGAUUCACUGAGAGCCAGUACAGCUCCUCGGAGGAUGAAGAUGAGGACGAGGAUGAGGUGCUCGGGAAGCGAGGAAGGAUCCUGGAGUCGACUCUCACCACCUACACCAGUCACACAGAAGGUGACGGUCUGGAUCUGGAGAGGACCCGUCAGUACCUGAAUGAAGCCUUUCAGUCGGGAGCCAUCACCUGCCUCAUCUGUAUCGCCUCUGUGAAGCGAACACAAGCGGUGUGGAGCUGCGUGGGCUGUUACUGCAUCUUCCACAUCCCCUGUAUUCAGAAGUGGGCUAAAGACUCCGUGUUCCUCGUCUCCUCCGUGACGGACGAGGAUUUUGGGAAAAAAGAUCACCCCUGGCCCUGUCCUAAGUGCAGGUACGAGUACUCCCCCCAGCAGACUCCCACUCGCUAUUACUGCUACUGUGGGAAGGAGGCGGAUCCUCAGCCCGACCCUUGGCUCCUCCCACAUUCCUGUGGACAGGUGUGUGACCGAGAGUUCAAACCAUCAUGUGGGCAUCGCUGCCUCCUGCUCUGCCAUCCAGGUCCGUGCCCCCCGUGCCCGAAGAUGGUGAGUGUAUCGUGUGCGUGUGGGAAAGCGGCUCCUGUUCCACGCCGCUGCAGCAACAAGUCCUGGAACUGUGGGAAGAUCUGCAAACGUACCUUAGCCUGCAAGAUACACACCUGUACACACACCUGUCACGCAGGUGAGUGUGAGCCGUGCCCGAGAGUGAGCGUACAGAAGUGUGUGUGUGGGAGGAAGAAAGCCGAGCGCCAGUGUGCCAGCCCCGUGUGGCACUGUGACCAGGUGUGUGGUCGUCCGUUACCAUGUGGGAAUCACACGUGUGAGCGUGUGUGUCAUGCCGGUGUGUGUGGGGAGUGUCCUCGUGCUGAGAACCGUACCUGUCCGUGUGGGAAGAGCAAAUGUGCGCUGCCGUGUACCGCCGAUGUUCCCACCUGUGGAGACACCUGUGAUAAAAAACUGGACUGUGGAUUACACACCUGCUCCAUGCGCUGCCACAGGGGAGCCUGCGAAACCUGCCGGCAGGAGGUGGAGAAGCAGUGUCGGUGUGGGCGCUACGGUAAGCGCAUGCCCUGCCAUAAGGAGUAUCUGUGUGACUCUAAAUGCAACCAGAUGCGCAGCUGCAACAGACACCAGUGUAAACGCAAGUGUUGCCCGGGCAGCUGCCCGCCGUGUGACCUGAGCUGUGGCAGGACGCUGGGCUGCAGGAACCACAAGUGCCCCUCGGCCUGCCAUCCAGGGAGCUGUUACCCGUGUCCUGAGGUGGUCCAGGUGAAGUGUGCGUGUGGUACCACGUCUCUGAGUGUUCCGUGUGGACGAGAGAGGAGCACCAAACCUCCCCGCUGCAAAGAGCUCUGCAGGGCUCCUACGUCGUGCCACCACCCGACCCGUCAGCAGCACAGGUGUCACUUCGGGGUGUGUCCUCCAUGCCAGCAGGUGUGCCAGCUGACCUUACCCGGCUGUACUCACCUGUGCCCGGCGCCGUGCCACGACCAGGUGCUGCUUAAAGCCAACAACAGGGUUCAGUUAGCAGGUCCGUGGGAACAGCAGGCAGCUCCAGCCUUUGAGUUCAAAGCAUUACCCUGCCCGCCCUGCCAAGUGCCCAUACCUACGGCCUGUCUCGGGGAACAUGAGGUGAGUCCCGUGCCGUGUCACGCUCGUGGGCCCUUCUCAUGUGGCAGGGCGUGUGGGCGAACUUUGACCUGUGGUAACCAUACCUGCAGCCUGCUGUGCCAUGCUGUGACCACCGACCAUAACAGGGAGAAAACAGCGGCUGGGAGGGAGUGUGAGCAGUGUGAGGAGGGCUGCUGUAAGCCCCGCCCGCCCGAAUGCCCCCAUCCUUGUACCCUCCCCUGUCACCGUGGCGACUGCCCACCCUGCACCCAGAUGAUCAGGCAGAGGUGCCACUGCAGGAUCACCACCCUGUACAUCGAGUGCCUGAAGCUGAGCUCUACUGAUGAUGAGGGUAGGAAGCUCCUCACCUCCUGCAAGAACCAGUGCCCUAAACAGCUGCAGUGUGGUCAUCGCUGUAAGGCGCUCUGCCAUGCUGGAGAGUGUGAGGAGAACUGCAACCAGAAGGUCAAGGUUAAAUGUCCAUGCAAGAGGAUCAGAAAGGAGUUCUCCUGUUCUCGAGCCAGGCAGGAGGAGAACCUGGUGGUGUGUGACCACACCUGUAGAGAACUGCAGAAGAAAUACGCUGAGGAGCGAGAGGCUGAGGAGAGAGCCAUCAAGGAAGAAGAGCUGAAGAUACAGCAGGCUGAGCUCGAGGCCUUCGAGAGGCGCCAGAAAGGAAAACGGAGGAAGAACAGGCGCAACACGGAGGUGGAGACAGAAGAAGGGGCGUGGCUUAAAUACCGAAAGUACUUCAUGGUGCCGGUCUGCGGCGUCCUAUUGGCUGCUGCGGCGUUCUACCUGCUGCAGGUUAAUUAGAUGUUUGGGUUUGAAGGAACAGCUCAGAGGAACCUCAGGAACCCAGCAGAUCUCAGCCGUGUUCUACAGUGUUUGCUCUCUCUGAGGGUUUAUGAUGAAGCUUCUGGCUGCAUGAUGGUUUAAAUAUUGAUGAUUUAUGAUUUUCUUGACCUGAUUGAAGUGAGUCUGUUCUAAAAAAAAUAAUAAUAAUAAAUAAAUAAAUCCUGAGUUUGUAUCGGUGAUUCGGUGGAGACGUAACCAAACACCGAAUCCACCGUUUUUAUUUCAUGUUUUAUUUUGGUUCUGAUGGAAAUCGAAUGGAUCGAGCUUUCAGAUCAGGAGUUUGUACCACAAAAACGUCCAAAUAUCAAAUAAAACUUUAACAUGGUAA